AUGAGCCGGGCUUUAGAUCCUCCAGAAGGCUGACUCUGAAAACUCUCCCUGUGACCUCCUGAUGCCGGGAUUGGCAAACCAUUUCUUUUAAGCCUCUGAGUUCCUUCCUUAAAAGAAAACCUGUCCACAAGUAAAGUGAAUGAGCAGGGAAGUGCCCAGAACAUGUCUUCUUAAUUUAUGAUGUUUUUGUUUUGCAAGGAUCUGGGGUGAAGCUGAGACCAAGGUGUCACUCCCCGCCCCCCCCUUCUCCCCUCCCUGGGAUUCAAAUGCCUGACAUGACACCCUGGAUUCAGGGAUUCCAUCACAGGGCAGAGGGAGCUUUGCCCCCGACCCCAGGUUGCACACCUAGAGUUUUGCAGGUGAAGCAAGUGGGGCUGGCUCAGGGCUGAGUUCCCAGCCAGGACUCUAAGGGCCAGGGACCAUCCCGAGUGUAAGCGUGUGCACUGUGGGAGCAGGGCACUGUGGGGAGCUGGGGCCGCCCCUUCUUUGGGUCCUCAGCACUGAACACAGGGAGAGGGUGACAGCACAGAGCAGCAUGGCAUGCCUCCACCAUCUCAGAAAGCCCUGCUGGACCUAACUGGCUGGAUCUCCCCGCCUCCCUGAGAACCUGUUAGCAAUGCAGAUGGUCAGGCACCUGCGCCUCACGGGGCAGGGGCGGGGGCUGGGGUCUGGCCCCGUGAGCCCACCUGAUGCAGCCAGAGUCAGAAGACAGAGGCUGAGUAAUGGGAAAGUCUUUUGAUUCUUGAGUUUCAUUUCUGGGGCAGGCUGUUAGUUUCAUUUCCUUCCCCACUGGGAAAGGGAGGUACACCAAGGAGAGCCUGUCCUAUAAAAGGGAAGCCAACCCCGGGGGGACGAGCCAUAGAUGCUGUGCUGGUCUCCAUACGUUCAGCGGGUGCUCAGAGCGUGCCAAGAAGAUUGAGGAGCUGAGCAGUGGAGAUUGAAGCCACCAGCUCACCUGGGCAUUAGCUGAUGCCUAAACCCCGCAUGUCGUGGCCUUACCAACGUCAUAGGCAGGCUUCUUCCCCACCUCAUCCCCACAAAGAAAUGAAUUUCUUCCCGCAGCAGCCUUUGCCCCUGGGCGCAGCCCCAGGGCAGAUGACCUUCCCCCUAAACUGGCAGAUGGGUGGGAAGGACCUCACCAAGGGCCUAAAUAUGCCGACCUUGAGCCCUCAGCAGCCAGGGGGAAAGAGUGGCCAGCAGACGUCAAAGGGGCCCGAGAACAACCUGUACAGCCCGUUCGAGGAGAAGGUGCGGCCCUGCAUCGACCUCAUCGACUCGCUGCGGGCCCUGGGCGUGGAGCAGGACCUGGCCCUGCCCACCAUCGCCGUCAUCGGGGACCAGAGUUCGGGCAAGAGCUCCGUGCUGGAGGCCCUGUCGGGGGUCCCUCUCCCCAGAGGCAGCGGAAUCAUCACCAGGUGUCCGCUAGCACUGAGGCUGAAAAAGAAGGAGUGCCCGUGGCAGGGGAGGAUCAGCUACCGCAAAGUGGAGCUCCAGCUGCAAGACCCCUCCCAGGUGGAGCGGGAAAUACGCAAAGCCCAGGAUGCCAUCGCUGGGAGCGGAGUUGGCAUCAGCCACGAGCUCAUCAGUCUGGAGGUCACCUCCCCUGAGGUGCCAGACCUGACCCUCAUCGAUCUUCCCGGCAUCACCAGGGUGGCCGUGGGCAACCAGCCCCAGGACAUCGGACUGCAGAUCAAGGCGCUCAUCAAGAAGUACAUCCAGGAGCAGCAGACCAUCAACCUGGUGGUGGUGCCCUGCAACGUGGACAUUGCCACCACGGAGGCGCUGCGCAUGGCUCAGGAGGUGGACCCCGAGGGAGACAGGACCAUCGGGAUCCUGACCAAACCAGAUCUGGUGGACAAGGGCGCCGAGAAAGUUGUCCUGAAUGUGAUGCAGAACCUCACAUACCAUCUCAAGAAGGGCUACAUGAUAGUGAAGUGCCGCGGACAGCAGGAGAUCUUGAACAAGCUGAGCCUGGCCGAGGCAACCAAGAGGGAAAUCGCAUUCUUUCGCUCGCAUCCGCACUUCAGAAUCCUGCUGGAGGAAGGAAAGGCCACGGUGCCUCGUCUGGCAGAACGACUCACCAUCGAGCUCAUCUGGCAUAUCAGUAAAUCGCUCCCGUUGUUGAUCAGUCAGAUAAAGGAGAUCCACCAGAGUGCGACAGAGGAGCUGCGCCUGUGUGGAGCCAGCGUCCCCAGCAACGAAGCUGAUAAAAUGUUCUUUCUGAUUGAGAAAAUAAAGGUGUUUAAUCAGGACAUUGAAAACUUGGUAGAAGGAGAAGAAAUUGUAAAGGGGAAAGAGACCCGCUUAUAUAACAAAAUCAGAGAGGAGUUUAAAAGCUGGAUAGUCACACUUGAUUGCAAUGCCCAAAAAGUUAAAAACAUCAUCCACGAAGAAGUCUCAAAAUACGACAGGCAGUACCGCGGCAAAGAACUGAUGGGGUUUGUCAGCUACAAGACGUUCGAGUCCAUCGUGAGGCAGUACCUGGAAGAACUGGUCGACCCAGCACUCGGGAUGCUGCAGACGGUCGUUGAAACUGUCCAGCAGACUUUCUCUGACACAGCCCAAAAAAAUUUUGGUGAAUUUUGCAACCUGAAUCAGACAACCCAGAACAAAGUGGAGAGCAUAACAGCACAUGCAGCAGAAAGAGCAGAAGGUUUGAUCCGACUUCAGUUCAGGAUGGAGCAGCUGGUGUUUUGUCAAGAUGACAUCUACAGGGUGGAUCUCACAGCGGUCCGGGAGGAGCUCUUCAACCCGGUGGCAGAACACCCGCAGAACCUGCAGCUGAGACUGCCUUUCGUAAACGGACCGUCUCCUGUUUCCUCCCUCACCGAGAUCGGGGUGCACGUGAACGCGUAUUUCAUGGGGACCUCCCAACGUCUGGCCAACCAGAUCCCAUUCAUAAUUCAAUAUUGUGUGCUCCAAGAAAGCAGAGAUCACUUGCAGAAAGCCAUGAUGCAGAUGCUGCACGGAAGAGAACACUAUUCUUGGCUGCUUCAAGAAGAGAGCCACACUUCUGCCAAGAGGAAUUUCCUGAAGGAGAAAAUUCACCGGCUGGCUGAAGCACGGCACGCUCUCAGCAAAUUCGCUCAGUCAUUACAGGGGUAAACUCCCCAAAGAACCCCAGUACUUCUGGAUUUUUGCUUCUGUCUGUCCUUGGAAGGGAGGUGGUAUAGCAGGUGGCUUCUGGUCUGGGGCCGGACUCUUCUGUCGUUGCCUGUCUCUGUCUUUGCUGUACUGCACCCUCAGUACCAGAGCUUCUGUCUGAGGCUCACGCGUGCGCAGCGCUGUCAGCUCGGCCAGGAAUCUUCCUCCCCCUCCAGGAAGAGGGGGCUGUCCAGCCCUUGUGUCCCCUAACCCCAGUUACAGUAUUCUUAACUACUGCUACCAUUCGUUGUUAAGGGAUCACCUCUCCCCCUUAGACCCUGAGACCUCAGAGGGGUAAGGUCAGUAUCCUGUUCUUUUGUAUUUCCAGAAUCUUGCAGCGUGCCCAGCACGUGGGAGCCACGUAAUACGUAUCUCAUUGAACAAAUGAAUGGGGGCCAUGACCUGAAGCUAUGGCUUCAAUCCAGACCUUGGUGGCUGGGGAUGGCAUCCCUUAGCUGGUCACUCAGAUAAAUUCGGUCAUGCCAUCUUCUUCCCAGCCUUUGCUGUGAUGGUAUCUCCCGGUCCCCAGGAGGAAGGCGGCUGAGUGGUACUGGUUUUAAUCUCUGUUGUUUCCCAUUGCAGUGAGCUCCCACGGCUCUGUUAAGUCUUCGAGAGAAACUGAAUAAGGAAAAACUUACUUUUUUAAAACAAGAGCUUGACACUAGUGGUCAUCUCUCGAUUGGAGGAUUAUGGCUAAUUUUAAUUUCUUCUUCACGCUAAGCUCCAAUGAGCUCACAGGAACUUUCAGAGGGCUAAGAGAAACCAUUUUUACACAGUAUGUGUCCCAAAGCAGGUGUUCAAAAAUGCCAACAAAUCCUCCCUCCCUCCAGUACCUCUUUUUUUCUUUACUUCUUGGUCCGCAGAGCAACCCUGACUUCUAAAGCUCCUGCAGCCAGUUCUUAGGUUGAGUUCUUUAAUACGUUCUGAGUCAGUUUUUGUACCCGGUGUUAGGUAAGCGUCCACCUUCACUCUUUUGCAUCUGGAUAUCCAGUUUCCCCAGCACCGUUCGUUGAAAAGACUGCUGUUUCCUGUUGAUCUUGGCACCCUUGUCAAAAAUCUUUCGGCCACAUAUGCAUGACUUGUUUCUGGGCUCUGUUCUGUUCCUUGUCUGUAUACCGUGUUCACGCUCUUACCACACUCUUUUGAUCAUUGUAGGAUUAUAGUAAGCCUUGAAAUGAGGAAGGGUGAAUACUCCAGCUUUGUUCUAUUUUUAUUUUUCUUUUUAAAUUUUGUUUUUAUUAAAUGUCGUGCCAAUUUGUUGUACAGCAAA
Phacochoerus africanus (Common warthog) is the source of this 4414-nucleotide messenger RNA. RefSeq names its product MX dynamin like GTPase 2 (gene MX2). Gene Ontology annotation, biological process: defense response to virus. The transcript is spliced from 14 exons. The record is from RefSeq and is a predicted model, not a curated record. Bases 970 to 3105 code for a protein of 711 amino acids. Gene Ontology annotation, cellular component: microtubule; membrane; nucleus. Gene Ontology annotation, molecular function: GTPase activity; GTP binding; microtubule binding. NCBI's taxonomy places the organism in Eukaryota, Metazoa, Chordata, Mammalia, Artiodactyla, Suidae.